Messenger RNA from Diaporthe batatas, 3309 nucleotides. RefSeq lists its product as uncharacterized. The transcript is spliced from 3 exons. Lineage: Eukaryota; Fungi; Ascomycota; Sordariomycetes; Diaporthales; Diaporthaceae. Bases 1391 to 3091 code for a protein of 566 amino acids. The record is from RefSeq and is a predicted model, not a curated record.
UGAAAAGCCGCCCGGCGCAUGCCUCACCAGUCUGCACAUUGAUACCUAAAACUUACCUACCUGCUGUGGUUCCUGCCCAGGUGGGUUUAGGCAGGUGUGGGCGGGCAGCAAGCAGCCAGACCCUGUGAAGAUCAGCGCCCCGCCCCCCACAUGCCCGGGCACCUGCGGCUGAUUACCGUGCACUCCACGGCCAUCGUCAAUGCGCCAACCGCGAGAUGCGGUGCGCUGACAUGGUGUAGGGCACUCGCUCCGCCAUUCAUGUGAUUCUUCCUCUUACUGUACCUACUCCGUACCGUACAGUCAGAGGCUACAGUCGGUUACUCGAGAUAAGAACAGUCCUCGACUGGAACGAAGUCACACUGUCAGCAUGUCUCCUAGUCUGCCGAGAUCGUCUACCAGUAGACUUUCUCCGAGUAACACCGCCUUUGGGUAACCCCGACUACCCCGUGGGGGUCCUUAUAUACAACGACCUGAUAGGCUCUCGAUGUGGGCUAAACCUGGCUUUACAUCCCAAGAGUUCGCAGCCCUCAUGUUGAACGGCUGGGAACGUCAAAAGUAAAUAAGUGUAAACUGGCACUGAAGAGACAGAUGGCCCGUCCGCAAGUCUUCAAGAAAGCUUGGUACUCUGCUGAAGACAGCUGAUGUGGGGAAAUCGAUGCAUUGUAGCUGGAAAUACAAGUCCUAUGGGGCCCAGAUCAUGGACCGUUACAAGUGUCUGACGCCACAAUACACCCAGGAUUGUCGGAAAAGAUGGGAAUGUGCUGCCCUGGGGAAGGGCAGGCGGCAUAGGAGGCGCCUCUGCCGCUUUUCUCAAAAUGCAAUGAUGGGGCCUGCAAUUGAUGCGAGAUUUCUCCAGCAAAGAAGCCAUAUCUGGCGGCGAGGCAUGAAAACAGCAUGUCGCAUUCCAACACCCUGACAUUGGGAGUACUUGAGCCGACAACGCACUACUGGAGCCGAAACAUUGAUCGAAAGAGGCACCAAGACCGACGAACAGGGCAAAUUUCAUGUUAUCGAAACCGUCAUUGGUGUAGCAAGGGCGACACCUCAUUACUGUGUAUGCUCUCACGCGUGUCUGCAUUGGAGAGGCGUUGUGUCUUACAGCCACAAGGGAGGAUGACGGCCUCGCUCUCAUGCCCCUACUUUCAUUCAAUCCCGAAGUCUUCGCAUUGGAGUCAUGGAAAUUGGCAAUUCAUAACUUUGCCGUCAAGGACAAAGGGCAGUCACCCACGCGACUCGGCCAUGAUUUAAGUUCUUUGUUGUUCCUCCACGAGGACCCCGGUUGGCCGUGGUCCUCGCCACAUUGGAUUUCCUCAUCUAUGUUAAUAUCGCCUGCCGAGCACACGGUACUGGUGGAAGGAAGACAAAUUAUUUUCAAAUUCCAUACCAGCAGAUGAGAACCAAAAAGGGAGACUCGUCGGCCUCAGAUGUCAGUGCCUCUGGCCAGAGCGACAACGCCAACAAGGGCAAAGCUAUCGCGAACGGCGCCGCCAAGGUCUUUAAUAAAAUAGGUUUCAAGGCACGGCCUUCCACCACAAGAUUCACGGUUGAAGAGAACUCCACGAGGUUUCAAAUAGUACACGCACCCGAUAAAUCGCCCAUAGACAUGCCCCUUCCCCAGUUCCCGACGACCAACGAGGAGUUUUACGCAGCCAUUUCGCAAAUAAAUGGCCAGGGGCAUUUACAUGGAGAAGAUUCACCAUUUGAGCGGACAAGUCCCUCUUCAAGUUCUCGGAAGGGGUCUCAGCAGAGCUUUGAUAGCCAGAGCAUGAUUCCGCGAAGCAUCAUUGCCUCGAUGGACAUUCUUCUUGGACCCAACGGAAAUGAUCCGCUGGUGAAUGACCGAAAGGACUCUGACCCACCUGUUCCUGCGCCGCCAGUUACCGCCUCAGGAAAUGUCAGACCUGCUUACGAGCGACGAGUUGCAAGCGAGGGGGUUCCUCCUCGACCGCUUUCUGAGCGCCCGUUGAUCAAAUACUCGAGCCUGCGAGCCAGACCGAGCCCCCAGGCGCAUCAUAGUAGCAUGAGUACGCAAGGCGCGCACUCGGCCUUGUCCACGCCCAACAAACGUGCUUCCAGUAUCAGAGGUGGCCACAACAGGGUCAACUCUGGCGAGAGGGUCGUUCGUAGGAGACCGCGCCGAGUGCCCAGCAUCGACAGUACCGAUAGUGAUGACGAAAGUUCCGGUCCCGAAGCAUCAUCAGCCAGCAGUACAGGAGAUGCGAGGCAGAAGACGCAGGAUCCACCCGUCGAAGCCAAGCCCCGGAAGAAUUUAAUUAAGUGUUACUUCUGCAAAGAGGAUUGCCAGCUUGGAGACAACCUAUGCAGCAAAUGCAAAUCUCGGUUCCAGCCACAUGAGGAAGUAUUCGACUACUCCGAAUCGGAGUACGAGGAUAUAGAGUUUGAAGACUCUCCCAUCUUCUCCCCGGCGUCCGAAAAGCCCCGAGGUACUUCCUCAAGAACGUCGAAGCGCAGGACUGCCCGGCCGAGGGAGAAGUCGCGAGGAUGGUCCGAGUUCUCGCCUGUGUCACACCUGCAGCAGCUCGCCUCGAGAUCCGCCAGCACCUCGCCCACCUCGCACGUCGCCAUGGAACUUAAGAUCGUCCCCCCGACUGACAUCAAGGUGUGCACGGUCACGUCGCCGACGAGGUCCAGCUCAGGCGGCGACGGCCGCUCGUCGGCCCUCCACCACAUCCAGCAGGCCCUGAGACCCCGGGUGCCGUCGUGCGCCAGCCACAGCCCCAACCCAGGCGGCCAGGACCGCGACGCCGUCCGCCUGGGAAAAGUGCGGUCCGGCGAGAUCAAGCGCGUGGACUACCCCGACAUCAUCAAGCUCAAGGACCCGUCGCCGAGGAAGAACUCAAAGAGCUGCCAGAAGACCACGCAGGAAGAGCCCCAGCGUCAGAGUGCGGACAGUCUCAAGAGCUGGUUCAAGUGCUACAGCGAUGGGAGUGAGAAGGGAGGCGGUUCGGCCUGGCCAGAUGGUGCUGAUCCACCCACCAGCGGACGGGACAGCGCGGUUCCGGCGAGGGUCAGCACGUAUGACCGCGUUACCUCCAUAUAUGACUUGUACGCCUCUUUGGACGAGACUUAGGGCGUGCGCAUGCUUGACCUUGUUUGCCUUCACGGCACCACAGCGGCAUGCUUGCGCCUAGGACUUUUCGCCAGGAGCUGGUCAAGAUUUCCACGCAUGGUCCUUCGAUGCUGUUUUUCUUCUGGCCAGCGCUGCGGACUCCAGGAAGAGGUGAGAGGUUUUGGAGUGGCUUUGCCAGACAUGUAUUAUAUCAUUCUCUCGUGUUAAUAUAGGAGCCG